Molecule: messenger RNA, 1190 nt
Organism: Peromyscus leucopus (white-footed mouse)
Lineage: Eukaryota; Metazoa; Chordata; Mammalia; Rodentia; Cricetidae
Product: killer cell lectin-like receptor 2
Exons: 8
Coding region: 176-982 (268 amino acids)
Source: RefSeq, a predicted model, not a curated record
GGCGAUUCAGCUCUGCCUUUUCUCUUGGAGCUUCUGAGAGGAUCAGUCCAGGGAAGGCCAACUUGUUCACCCACCUGGGGGAUAAAUUCCCUACACCAAAAUCAUUUCUGGGUCGAGACACAGAAAUCACUCAAGGCCAGGUUGUAACACAAAACAUACUUCAUUUCCUCCCACGAUGGGUGAUGACGAGAUCACUUACACAACUGUGAAAUUCCAUAAGUCUUCAGACUUGCAGAAUCGAGGAAGGGCUGAUGAGAAGCAAGGGCCCAGAGAAGCUGGCCACAGGGAGUGUUUAGUUCCAUGGCACCUCAUUGCAAUACCCCUGGGAGUCCUUUGUUCCAUUCUGCUGGUGACAGUUGCCGUGUUGGUGACAUACAUUUUUCAGUAUAGUCAAGAAAAAAAUGAAUUGCAGAGAUCUCUGAAUAAUCUUCAUCAAGAGAAGAGCACCAUGCAAAAUGACAGCUACUUAAAGAAAGAAAUGUUUCAAAAUAAAUCUAUAGAGUGUGAUGCCCUCAAAGACCAUCUGUCCUCCCUCAACAGAACACUGAACAGAUGCUACCAGGAAACUAAAGUUGUUUUAGAUUAUAAACAGCACAGAGGCACAAGUGUUGAAGGACACUGGUUCUGCUAUGGCAUAAAAUGUUAUUAUUUCAUCAUAAACAAAAAAAUCUGGAUUGGUUGUAAACAGAACUGCUGUGACCACAGCUUAUCCCUUUUGAAGAUAGAUGAUGAAAAUGAACUGAAGUUCCUUCAGCUCCAAAUGAAUACAAACAAUUACUGGAUUGGAUUAAAAUAUGAUGAAACCAAAGGGAAAUGGCUAUGGAUUGGUGAUGGCUCAUUUAAACAUGAGUUGAACAUAACAGUUCCCAAUCCUAAGACUGGAAAAUGUGCAUUUUUAUCUAGAACAAGACUAGAUAAUGAUAACUGUUUUAAAUCCUACUCCUGUAUAUGCGAGAAGAGACUGGAUAAAUUCCCUGAUUAACUCUCCAGCAAGAGGACUUAGACCACUGUGCAAACAGAGAGACAAGCUGAAAGAGGUUGAGAAUGUUUUCCAGAAUCUGACUUGACAGAGAAGAGGCCAUCUUUCUUCUUGGAGGAGCACAUCUUCUCUGGUGCAUGGAGACCCUUUGCCCCAAGCCCCUGAAAAAUCUGCUCUUUUUGUUUUUUUAAACACCCAUAGAGCUAAAUAA